This is a messenger RNA of Dama dama (fallow deer), 1044 nucleotides long. RefSeq names its product arkadia (RNF111) C-terminal like ring finger ubiquitin ligase 2C (gene ARK2C). The transcript is spliced from 8 exons. Gene Ontology annotation, molecular function: zinc ion binding; ubiquitin protein ligase activity. The record is from RefSeq and is a predicted model, not a curated record. Bases 1 to 1044 code for a protein of 347 amino acids. Gene Ontology annotation, biological process: positive regulation of BMP signaling pathway; motor neuron axon guidance. NCBI's taxonomy places the organism in Eukaryota, Metazoa, Chordata, Mammalia, Artiodactyla, Cervidae.
AUGGUCCUGGUCCACGUCGGCUAUCUCGUGCUUCCAGUGUUUGGCUCUGUGCGAAACAGAGGUGCCCCCUUUCAAAGGUCUCAGCUUCCUCACGCUACCUCCUGCCGCCACUUCCACCUGGGCCCCCCGCAGCCGCAGCAGCUCGCCCCAGACUUCCCCCUGGCCCACCCCGUGCAGUCGCAGCCGGGCCUCAGCGCCCACAUGGCCCCGGCCCACCAGCACAGCGGCGCCCUGCACCAGUCGCUGACCCCGCUGCCCGCCCUGCAGUUCCAGGACGUCACAGGUCCCUCCUUCCUACCUCAGGCCCUGCACCAGCAAUACCUCCUGCAGCAGCAGCUCCUGGAAGCCCAGCACCGCCGGCUCGUCUCGCACCCGAGGCGGAGUCAGGAGCGCGUGUCUGUCCAUCCCCACCGCCUCCACCCCAGCUUCGACUUCGGCCACCAACUACAGACACCUCAGCCCAGGUAUUUGGCUGAGGGCACUGACUGGGAUCUCAGUGUGGACGCCGGCUUGAGUUCUGCUCAGUUCCAGGUGCGGCCCGUCCCUCAGCACUAUCAGCAUUACCUAGCAACUCUUCGAAUGCACCAUUUCCCCCGAAACUCCUCCUCCACGCAGAUGGUCGUCCAUGAAAUCCGAAACUACCCUUACCCUCAGCUUCACUUCCUUGCUCUCCAGGGACUGAACCCCAGCAGACACACCUCCGCUGUGCGGGAGAGCUAUGAGGAGCUGCUGCAGCUCGAGGACAGGUUGGGAAACGUGACUCGGGGAGCAGUACAGAACACCAUCGAGAGGUUCACCUUCCCCCACAAGUACAAGAAGCGAAGACCCCUGGAUGGGAAGGGCAAGAAGGAGGAGGGAGAGGAGUCAGACACCGAUGAGAAAUGCACGAUCUGCCUGUCUCUGCUGGAAGAUGGAGAAGAUGUGAGGCGCCUCCCCUGUAUGCAUCUCUUUCAUCAACUGUGUGUGGACCAGUGGCUCGCCAUGAGCAAGAAAUGCCCCAUCUGCCGAGUGGACAUUGAGACACAACUGGGAGCCGACAGCUGA